GGGGUUCAAGCGAGGGCAGACUGCGGAUCGCGGGAGGCGGCGGCUCGCGCGCAGCAUUGGGAGAGUGUGCUGGAGGAGCGGGGCGAGACGCUCGGCUAUACCUUCGACGACGUCGGCGACGCAGACGCCGACGCAGGCGCGGCGGCGGGGUCGAGCGAGUCGGCGGCGGGCAGCUCGAGUGGCUGGGUCGGCGGUGCGGCGGGCGGGUCCUCGGGUGAGGGCGGCGCGACGGUGGUGGAGGAGGACGGCAACUUCGACACGUGCGCCGUGUGCGACGGCGGCGGGCUGCUUGUCUGCUGCGAGGCGUGCCCUCAGGCCUACCACGCGGCGUGCCUCGGGGAGGAGGCGCCGCCCGAGGAGGAGGAGGAGGGCCAGGCUUGGUUCUGCCCGCCGUGCAAGGCGCAGCUUGGAAUGGCCUGA
Messenger RNA from Emiliania huxleyi CCMP1516, 420 nucleotides. RefSeq lists its product as hypothetical. The record is from RefSeq and is a predicted model, not a curated record. Lineage: Eukaryota; Haptophyta; Isochrysidales; Noelaerhabdaceae. The transcript has a single exon. The annotation marks the transcript as partial.